Micromonas pusilla CCMP1545 is the source of this 1020-nucleotide messenger RNA. RefSeq lists its product as uncharacterized. The record is from RefSeq and is a predicted model, not a curated record. The transcript has a single exon. The coding region runs from base 26 to 790 and encodes 254 amino acids. Lineage: Eukaryota; Viridiplantae; Chlorophyta; Mamiellophyceae; Mamiellales; Mamiellaceae.
CGCUCCGCAGCGCGCGCACGCGACCAUGAUGGCGAUCAGCAGCAGCGUCGGCGCCGUCGCGACCGCGCGGGCGACGCGCGCCGCGCCCGCGCGCGCGACGUCCGCGGUCGUCGUCCGCCCGAGAAGACGCGUCGCGUCCGCGGCGGCGUCCGCGAAUAAGAUCGUCGCGCGCGCUUCUUCGGCACCCGAUCAUCAUCAUCAUCAUCAUCAUCUCGCGCCGCGCCGCGUCGUCGCGUCGCCCGCGCGGGGCCGCGGCGCCGGCGCGCGCACGACGACGACGACCGCGGGAUACUCCCCGUCGUACGGCGGCGGCGGCGGGAGCAUGAUCCCCGUCCCGGACCGCUUCGUCGCGCUGCUGCCGUACCUCGUCCCGCUGCUCGACGGACUUCGGUACUCGCGAUUCUUCUUCUCGCAGUUCCCCCAGGCCAUCUUCCUCCUGCAGCCGCUGCAGCCGAUCGCGUCGAUGUACUUUCGAAUUCCGUUCGCGGGGAUGAUAUCUUUCUUCGCGAUAUACCUGGGGAUCGCGGAGAACCGGAACAUGUCGCGGUUCGUGCGGUUCAACGCGAUGCAGGCCAUCAUCCUCGACAUCGUGCUGGUUCUCCCCGGGAUGGUCGAAUACGUCCUCUCCCCCGGGUCGCUGCGAGGGAUGGCGUUCGAGAUGUACAAGCUGUGCUACAACUCCGUGUGGGUGUUCGUCCUCGCCGCGUUCUGCCUCGCCGCGGUCGGGUGCAUGUUGGGGCAGAUGUACAAGCUGCCGUUCAUCGGCGACGCCGCGGACAUGCGUGUGUGACGUAUGACGGACGUACGAGUAGACCCCCGCGGAGGAAAGCGACGACGACGCGACGAGCUAAUAACGACGUGUUGAAUUGAAACCGAACGGCCGCGCGCGUGACACCGAAGCGAACGACGACGACGACGACGAUGAAUCGUGGCGUAGCGUUAAAACCUAUUAUAACCGGGAGAGCGUCGGUCUCCCUUCGUAUUGUAAUCGUACUCGCAUGCGCGUGAUGCUCGCGUUUC